Hevea brasiliensis (rubber tree) is the source of this 1726-nucleotide messenger RNA. Its product is annotated as F-box protein At3g07870-like. The transcript has a single exon. Bases 123 to 1373 code for a protein of 416 amino acids. The record is from RefSeq and is a predicted model, not a curated record. Gene Ontology annotation, molecular function: protein binding. NCBI's taxonomy places the organism in Eukaryota, Viridiplantae, Streptophyta, Magnoliopsida, Malpighiales, Euphorbiaceae.
AUUUAACUCGAAGAUUUCCUUAUUAUUUAAUUAAUGCUCAUUCCUACCCCGGAAUUUCAAUCCGAAUCAAGAAUUUCACAUUGUUGAAAUAUAACGGUUGACAAUCUACAGUAUAUGCGUUAAUGGUGCAAGAGUUCUCGUUCCACCAUAUGCAGCCUCCCUAUUUGAUCCUUUUCAGACUCAGAAAGGAAACAGAAGGAAAAGGGGCUACAAAAAUGUCAGAUUAUAUACCUAAAGAAGUCUUGAUCGAAAUUUUCUUAAGAUUGCCUGUGAAAUCACUCCUUAGAUGCAGAUGCGUAUGCAAAUCAUGGUACUCUCUAAUCUCCAACCAGAACUUCAUUUCCUUGCACACCAGGAACACCAUUGAAAGCAGCAGCAAAAACAAAAACAGAGAUUACCUGCUCCUGAGGCACUAUUCCAGAGUUGACAAGAAAGAAAGAUUCACCUUACACUUGGAUGAUGAUGAUUUGUUCGGUAAGUAUCAAGAACUUGAUUUUCCAUUGAAUAGUAGCUGGGAUUAUUUUGAGAUUGUUGGUUCUUGCAAUGGAAUUGUCUGCUUAACUGAUAAUCAUUCACACAUAUUGAAACGCAUAGUUCUAUGGAAUCCUUCAAUAGGGUUAUCUGUAACCCUUCCCCUUCAGCGAUUUAGCUAUAGAGUUUCUAAUGUAAUUCUUGGGUUUGGAUUUGAUUCUUGGACUAAUGACUACAAGGUCAUCAGAAUUGUGUAUUAUUCCACCGAUGGGGGUUCUCUGAUGGUUCCACCAGAUGUUGAGAUUUUUGAGCUAAGUAAAGGGGCUUGGAGAAUCAAUAAUUCUGCAUCUUCUCCUGCUUAUGUUGUCUCGAAAUAUUCAUCACAGACAGUACUAGAAGGGGCUAUCCAUUGGGUUGGAUAUUAUAAUCCAAGAGGACUAACAAUAGCAGUAUUUGCUGUGCAUGAUGAGGAAUUUAAAGAAUUCAAGAUGCCUGAUGAAAUUGUUACCACAAAUGUGCAACAUUUAUCAGUCAUGUUAUGUAGUCAAUUGCUUUCUCUGAUACAGUAUAGGAAACGAACAGGUCAUCUGUGUUAUGAGAGUUGCAGUAUUUGGGUAAUGAAUGAAUAUGGUGUACAUGAUUCCUGGAAUAAAUUGUUCAACGUGGUUGUCCCUGGAGGUUUAGGGAAGACAUUAGGCCUUAGAAACAAUGUUGAGGUUCUGCUAGUGGGGGCUGAUGGGGAGCUGAUUUCAUAUGACCCAUGGAACCAAAGAGUAAAAAGAUUGGGAAUCAAUGGUGAAUCAUGCUCCUUCUAUGCAGAUCUAUAUAUGGAGAGUCUAGUUUUAUUGAAGGGUAAAAAAGGGGUUUUGGUGCACUCAAUUUCUGGGACUGCAACAAUUUAAAGAUCAUGAAUUUCGGCUAAAAUAAAGCAGCUAAAGGCUAAAGGAAUAGUGAAGCUCCUCAAGCUGCUGUUUUAUGCUGGUGGGAUGGCAGGCAAAGCAGACAGGACAGGCUCCCAUGGAAAUAGAGAGAUUGAUUGAGCAUCUACCAUUACCAGUCUCAAUACAUGCAUGAAAGGUUAAAAAAUAAUAAUAACAAUAACAAAAAGAGCUGUUACAGAAUGAGUAACAGAGAAGUGAAGCAGAGUAAAAGAUGUGUUUUCUUUUUAUAUGGUGGUUUGUUUCAAAAACUCUGUUAUGAUCAAUUGUAACAACCCUACAAACAGAUAAUAGAGUUACAAUUUUAUUUGCAGAAA